AUAGCAACCCGGAGCAGCGCUUCCCUGGCUCUCCCUCUUUCCAACCUUCCUCCCCAAUUCCAACUCCCUAUCCCCUGAAGCCCAUCAUAGGGUCCCCUUAGACCUCUCCGUCUCCCCUCCCGCCGAGUAGCCCAAGAUUUCAACCCAUCAGCCAGGGGGAUGGCAUCCACAUCUGCCAGGAAUGGAGAUAAAAAGGACAGCUGGCCAUCUCAAGCUUCAGCCUCCUUAGGUGGAGGGCAGAAAGUCUCAUUAUCCCGUUCUGAAGAAUUCCUGACCCAGAUCAGCGCAGAACUUGCUGAUGAAGCACUGUUUAUUGCUCGCUCCCACAUGAACCCUGUGCCCAUCAAAGAAAAGCAGACAAAAGACCAAGGGACUCAGAUAUCUAGACAUGUGUUCUUCACUAAAUCCCGUGGUACAGACACACGCUCUGACAGAAAUCGCACCCGCACCAAGGCACACCUUCUGCCAUCUCCUCGUGAAAAGCACUGUCCUGGAGUACAGCACCGAGCAAAAUAAAGCCCUGCUCUCCAGAAGAGGAAGAUGAAGGAUGAGUGGUGGGAAGAUAGG
Messenger RNA from Phodopus roborovskii (desert hamster), 567 nucleotides. Its product is annotated as putative protein T-ENOL. Bases 160 to 516 code for a protein of 118 amino acids. The record is from RefSeq and is a predicted model, not a curated record. Lineage: Eukaryota; Metazoa; Chordata; Mammalia; Rodentia; Cricetidae. The transcript has 6 exons.